AUGAGCCAGGCAUAUGCUGAGUAUGUGGCUGCAUGCAAGAGGAACAACGAAUCGGUGGUGCUUAUCAGGUGGCUGGCAAGUGUCACCCACCGAGUGGCUGCAGAGACCAAAUUGCAACACGAUCGAAUUCGGGCAGCCCUCUUCCUGGCCCUGGCAAGCAUGCGAAUGGUUUUCACUUCCUGUGGCCUGAUCAUGGACAAGACCUCACUCAGGAAAGUGGCAUAUCACUGCGAGGUGUACUUCGACUCCUUAUAUUGGCUGGCGAACGAGGCGAUCGGGAACAAGCAAUUGGAGCACCUCGUUCGCGACGCCGCACCGCUGCUCAACCCGAUUCAAACGUCCAACUAUAGUGAAGAGGACUUAGUUGGACGGAUGAAAAGGUUGGCCCUGACCUGCCACCCUGCUGCCUUGGGGAAAACUGCGCUCCAGCGCUAUGCUUGGCACGCCUGCGUGCGAUGGCUUUCCGAAGAGGUCGAGCCGGCGUCGCGAGCAAAAAAGGAGACCGAGAGCAGCUCUGAGGCGAAACCAAGAAUCCCAGGAGCCGAAGCACAUACUCCAGAACAGGUGGAACUGUAA
Symbiodinium sp. CCMP2592 is the source of this 576-nucleotide messenger RNA. The record is from the annotation of a GenBank genome assembly. NCBI's taxonomy places the organism in Eukaryota, Dinophyceae, Suessiales, Symbiodiniaceae.